AGGGCCCCUUCAAAGAUCGAAGCAUCGCACGUCUGGGACGGCCGCGCGAUGUGCGGCGGCCGCCAGCGGCCGCCGGCGGCAACGGCCGCCUGGCUUGCGGGAGCUCGUCCGCCGACGGCCUGCAUUCUGUCGGCAGUUCGACGAUCGAGGCCUGCCGCGGCGCCUGCCACUGCGCCGCCCCUUAGUCCAGGAGCCCCACCGCCGCCGCAGCGGCCGGGCAUCCACAGCGCGCUGGCGGCCCCGCCGCAGACCGCCGAGGAUGUGGGGCGCCUGCUGGAGAACAGGGACGCGCUCGAUACCAUCAUCGCCCUGGAGAACCAGGGCCGCUACAUGGAAGGCAUCAUCGCCGGCUGGAGCUCGGGCCACCGCCAAGAGCCCAUGACCGAGGAGGAGCUCCGCACGGCGCGCGCCACGGAGCGGGGGCCCCGCCGGCCCGCGGCCCGCGCUCGGGCGAGCCAGGGCCCGCGCGGCAGAGCCGGCCCGCUGACGGCGAGGUGAGCGCUGGUCGCCACUCUCGCCCGCCCGCCGCCAGUCGUCGGGCCAGCCCCCGUUCUGGCUCGCAGCCCUCGUCCCUCUGGUCCCUGGA
Prorocentrum cordatum is the source of this 586-nucleotide messenger RNA. The record is from the annotation of a GenBank genome assembly. NCBI's taxonomy places the organism in Eukaryota, Dinophyceae, Prorocentrales, Prorocentraceae.